UUGGCAGGGGAAAUUGGUCGUUCAUCUCGUUUCUUUGCGCCUCAUCGUAUUCUGAUUGGCCUCCCGAGCUCCCAUCAAUAAACGCGCUCAGCGAGCAGCCUUAUCGAAGCUCUCCGGCAACGAUACCCCCUAUCCUGCGUACACUAGGCCGCCACCACGGGCCAGCUUCUCCAGAUGCUCGCUGGUGGAUGUUACUAUCGAUGUGAGCCCCUCAGCUUUCCCAAUGUCCAGGACAUUUCUUCUUCACCCACACUCACUACACUAAUACACCGGAUAUCUCCGAUUUCACUCGUUUCUACGACCUCCAAAGCCCGUACUUAAUAUCAACGUACUUAAUACCAACCCAACAAUCAAAAUGCGUUCCUUCGCUGUCGUUGCCCUCAUUGGCGCUGCCUCCGCUGCGGCUGUCUACCCCGUCGAGUCCUCGACUCCGGUCUACGAGACCUACCCCUCCAGCACCCCCGCUGCCUACGUCGAGAGCAGCUCCGUCCCCACCUACGAGGUUGCCUCCAGCAGCGUCUAUGAGGAGGAGUACCCUGCUAGCAGCAGCCCCGCCUAUGCUGCCUCCACUCCCGUUUACUCUGAGUACCCGGCUAGCAGCAGCCCUGCUUACGCUGCCUCCACCCCUGUCUACUCUGAGUACCCCGUCUCGUCCAGCGCCGUUUACUCUGAGUAUCCUGUCACCUCCACCAAGGUUGUGCCUGAGACCACUUUUGUCUGCCCUACCCCAACGAUCGUGACCUACGAGGAGCAGACCUACACUGUGACCUCCGCCACUACCCUCACGGUUUCGUCUUACACCACCACCGUCGUCAAGACCACCAAGACCCCUGAGGCCGAGAAGCCCACCAGCAAGCACGAGACUCCCAUCUACAGCGCCACUGUCCCCGCUGUCCCCACCUACGCUCCCUACCCCAGCAAGAACGCCACCGUUCCCCACGUUCCCCAGGGAACUGCCACUGGUUACCCCACUGGUACCAAGCCCGCUACUCCUGAGUUCACUGGCGCUGCUGCCCAGGCUGGUGUUGGCCUUCUCGCCGUUGUCGGUGCCCUUGCUGCUUUCUUGUAAGCAGUUCAAGAUGCUUGUUUGAUGCUUUGAGUGGAGAUUGCUCUGCUCUUUUAUCUUCAAGUUCGUGGUUAAGGGGAAGGAAACGCUAUCUUACGGGUAAUGACUUCGACUCUGCACCAUGAUACCCUCCUGCACUGCGAUGGGAGUUCGAGGUCGUCCACGAUUCCUUACGCACAUGCCGCAGCAGC
This is a messenger RNA of Boeremia exigua, 1257 nucleotides long. RefSeq lists its product as uncharacterized. The transcript is spliced from 5 exons. The coding region runs from base 356 to 1069 and encodes 237 amino acids. The record is from RefSeq and is a predicted model, not a curated record. NCBI's taxonomy places the organism in Eukaryota, Fungi, Ascomycota, Dothideomycetes, Pleosporales, Didymellaceae.